CUCAGUUUUGUAAGGUGAUAAAUAAACCUUCCUUCUGCAGCUUCACGCACACUUCCGGCUCACCGCUGGAGCGACGUCAUGACGUCACCCACCGUACGUAGCGCGCUGUGGAGGAAUGUGCGGAAACUUCUCCUCACUUUUCUUUCUGCGCUGUUCGUCGAAGAAACAGAUAACAAAGCUGGAAAAAGUGACGGAAAGUCGGGUAAAGUUUGGACCUGAAGCCGGUGCGGAGCUGAAGUCAACAUGGCCGCUCAGACGGUGUUCUCGGUGGAGAUGUGUCCUGUGAUGGAGGACGGUCAGAGCCUCAGCGACAUGCCCAGGAACACGCUGCCCGCCCCUCAGCUGGUGAUGCUGGCCAACGUGGCGGCGGCCGAGGGCGGCGGCGGCAGCGGCGGCAGCUGUGACGGCGGCGCGGCGGACGAGAAGGAGAUGAUGGAGCUGAAGACGGUGGGAAGCAGCUACUCUGACAGCGAGGACGAGAGCAUCAUCAGGUACAGCUACGACAACCAGAACCACAGAGAGGUCUGCAUCAUCGAGUACCCCGACCCUCUAGGCCCGGGAAUCCACGCCGUGAUCGUAGGAAACGAGUCGGAGGAGGACGAGGAGGACGGCGGGGACAAAGCUGAAGACCUGUCCCGUCCCACUCGGGCCCGCCCCUCCGCCGCCACCAAAAUACCAGAGCAAGGUAUCAAAGGCAAAGGUAGCCCCGCCGCCGCCGCCACAACCGCCGCCGCCGCCGGGACGGAGAGAUCCAAGAAGAAGAAGCCCUUCCACUGCAAGCCGUGUCACUUCCAGGCUCAGAACGAGCAGGAGUUCGUGGAACACCUCGGCACGCACGGCGUCAGCAAGAUGAUGGUGGUGAACCGGGUGGAGGGGAGGAGCAAGGCCAAGGCCAAGGCGGCGGAGACGUCAGAGUCCCAGGCGCAGUCAGGAGGGGAGGCGGAGAGCGGCGGGGAGGCGGGGGCCGCCGGCGACAUCAAAGGGCUGAUCAGAUGUGAGCGGUGCGGAUACAACACCAACAGAUACGACCACUACAUCGCCCACCUGAAGCACCACAGCAAGGAGGGCGAGGACCACAGGGUCUUUAAGUGCACUCUGUGUCCGUACACCACCGUCAGCCAGUACCACUGGAGGAAACACCUGAGGAACCACUUCCCCAGCAAACUGCACACCU
Micropterus salmoides (largemouth bass) is the source of this 1174-nucleotide messenger RNA. RefSeq names its product RE1-silencing transcription factor-like. Lineage: Eukaryota; Metazoa; Chordata; Actinopteri; Centrarchiformes; Centrarchidae. The annotation marks the transcript as partial. Gene Ontology annotation, biological process: regulation of gene expression. The record is from RefSeq and is a predicted model, not a curated record. The transcript has 4 exons. Gene Ontology annotation, cellular component: nucleus.